This is a messenger RNA of Mytilus californianus (California mussel), 14623 nucleotides long. RefSeq names its product dmX-like protein 2. The record is from RefSeq and is a predicted model, not a curated record. Bases 91 to 9915 code for a protein of 3274 amino acids. Gene Ontology annotation, cellular component: RAVE complex. The transcript is spliced from 48 exons. Gene Ontology annotation, molecular function: protein binding. Gene Ontology annotation, biological process: vacuolar acidification. NCBI's taxonomy places the organism in Eukaryota, Metazoa, Mollusca, Bivalvia, Mytilida, Mytilidae.
ACCCAUUAUGGCGACGACUGAGGAGGAGUUUCGAUGAUUACAUAUUUACAUGCUAAACAUGUGAUGUUAACUGAAAAGAAGUAGAAAAACAUGAACCGACAUCAGGUCCUAACGGGUGCAUGUAAUCCUGGUGAUCAGUGCUACGCUGUAGGAAGCGUUGAAGGCAUACAUUUCACGGCCUAUGCUGCUGGAUGUGAUAUAGUUAUACUCGCCAGUGAUUUCCAGAGAGUACAGAUAAUUCCUGGUGUAACCCAUGGCAACAUAAAGGUCAACUGUAUAGAUUGUUCUACAGAUUCAGGGAAGAUUGCAGCAUCAUAUAAAAGUAAAGUGUACAUUUUUGAACCAACACCAUUAUUACACCAUGAAAGUACACAUAAAUUGGACUAUCAGUGGUAUCAGACAGCAUUGUUUGAAGCAGAAAGUUUGAUUAACUGUCUAAGCUGGAAUCUUGAAGGAUCACGUCUUCUGACAGGAGGGGAUGUUAUCCAGAUAUGGCACCUGGAUCAUGAGCAACAUGAUGAAGAAAACAAGAGCGUAAAGUUUUCUGUAGGAGACCAUGAGGAGGAGGGGAAGGUACACCAUCCUUAUGAUGAGGAUUCACUUCCAGUGUGGGACUGCAUCUGGAGUAUCAAACCAGCUUCUCCUGUUUAUUUCCUGAAGUACUCCCAUGAUGGACUGUUGUUUGCCUCUGCUGGACAGAAUGAUCGUCUAGUGAAGAUUUGGUAUGAGGACAGAAAAAUAUCUUUUCCAUCAGCCUUAUCAAGAGGGGACAGUUUAAUAAGUCCUAAGAAAGAAGAGCUACAUUAUUCCUUUGUAUAUGUGGCACACCCUAGGACCGUUACAGGAUUUUCUUGGAGAAAAACUAGCAAAUUUAUGCCGAGGGGAUCUGUAGCUAACAUGCUAGUAUCGUCUUGUGCUGACAACGUCUGUCGACUAUGGAUAGAGACAGUGCUCCCAGAUGAUGGAUUAGUGGAUUUAGAACAGUUUGAUCCUAGUGCAUCAUUUGAUCCUAAAUAUCAUACACACAGACAUAAGAAACGUUUCAUGCAAAGAUUGAAAACCAUCAGACAUGCGAUUCACAAGAGAAGAAAGCACCAUAAGUUUGGACCAGAAACAGUAAUGAGUGUACCACAUUUAGACAGUAUGGGUACUUCUCUAAGUGUCCAUGACUUUCAUAAGUUUGCCAUUCAUCAGAAUGGAGUAUGUCCUACUCUUCAUUUCCAUUUGGCAGGCAGUAUUAACCCAGAAACAGAUAUACCACUUUUACCAGUAGUCAAUACAGAUGGUGAUGUCCAACACAACUUUCAGCUUCACUGGUUGAACAACAAAGAAUUGCAGUUUACUAUGGAGGCUGAAACCAUACUCCAGGAAAUGCAUAAAGGCACGAUGUAUGAGGGACAGAUGGAUAAUCCUGACUUUAAUAUUGGAUCAGAUAGUGAUCCUUAUUCAGGUCAUGACCUAGAUGACCAGGUCGAUAUGGAUGUUCAUGCAAAGAAGAAAAAGAAAAAACAUUCUAAAAAGAAACAUAAACUGAGGAAGGAAGAAUUAAAACUAGGAAAUGAUUGUGAGAGCCAAAGCAGUAUACAGUCUAAUGAUGGCUCGGACGGAACAGGAAGUACUCCUACGUCACCUGAGGUAUCAGGUUCAGUGAUAGAUGCUUUAGAUAGGAAAAUAGAAGGACUACUGAGAGACUGGCACCAAAGUCCUGAUAUGCUGUUUAGUAUACAUCCUAUUGAUGGUAGUUUUCUUGUUUGGUUAGUGGAUUGGUUGGAUGAAUAUAGUCCAUAUUGCUUUCGGCAGGCACAAGUCAGCUUUUCUUCUCGUUUACCACAUGCUUUCCCUGUAGCUGAUGCUCGAACAAUGGCAACUAACUUGAUGUUAUAUUGUAAUUAUAGUAAAAUGGAUAUCAAAUCAGCAAUGAGGCUGACAGAGAGUAGGUUAAGUUCAGAGAAAAUCCCUUCUCAACCUGCACCAGCCUCAGGAAAAAGCUCUCCUGGACAGAAUGAUAAUAUGCUGAUUCCAAACGUUUUAAUGAUCUCAAAACAUUCAAAUGGAAGUCUUAACCAAUGGCAAAUUAGUUUUUCUGAUACUUCUAAAUUUUCUACUGUGGUUAGUGUGGCACAUGCCUCUAGAGCAUGUGGCCAUAGAUUUAGGACUAAUAACGCUGCAUGCCACCCUGUAUUACCAUUACUGUUGACAACAUCCCAUCACAAUGUUCCAAUCAAAGACAGUAGUGAGGAUUUAGAUACAACUGAGGAGGAGGAUAAGAAAGGGGGCAUUGAGUUUUGUAGUGAGUUAAUAUUGUGGAGAGUUGAUCCUGUUGGGCCAUUGUCAAAAUCAGGUGGCAUUGUUGAACUAGCCAGGAUUAAUGCCCCAGAUAUUUCUGCUUUUAUAGAUGUGGCCUGGGUGCCCACACUGCUUCCAAGCUCUACAUUAGGUACAUAUAGUAAUUCACCCAGUGCUUUGUUUGUGGCUUCAGAUGGAGCUUCAUUAAAGAUGUACCAAGCUGUGAUAGAUGCCAGAACCCUACUGUUAGAUUCACAAUCUACAAAACGGGAGCCAGGGAUGAGUUUCUCUAGUAAUACCAGCUCAGGUUACAGUAUAGAACCUCAGAGAGCCCCUGGAGAAAUGUUUAACAUCAUCAGUCUUCAAUCUUCAGCCAGACCAGGAUGUAUUAUUGAACUAGAACCUUUAGCUGAUGCAAAACAGAACUGGCAGAAAACCCAUCUUUUACAUGUCUUCCAAGAGCAGUUACUGACAGGAUCACCGAGUGGUUCUAUUGGUAACCUGGAAGCCAUUGUUGAUCUCAGUAAUUCGGGGAACUUCUCGGAGAAUUUUUAUUUGGUGGUUCUUCAAAAAGAUGAAGAAAAUCAUGGAUCAACACUUCAUAUGUGGAAAAUAACCAUUUCUUCUCAAUUAGAAUCACAAAAUAGUAUGGAAGCAGGUGAUCCCAAAAGGAGUUAUGUACCUGAUUAUAGUUAUGUGGAUGAUGAUGGUUCUAAUCCACCAUCCAGAAGUUCCACUCCUGAACACUUCACAUCCAAGCCCAUGGCUGUUGUCAAAUUGUGUUUCUCAACUGCAAAGGUGUACACAAAAAAGCUACCAUUACCAGAUGAUGUGGACAUUGUCUCUGCAGAAAUAGCAGCAGGGCACCUUAGUUCAGCUUCAAUUUACCCAGCAUGCUUAGCUCCAUAUCUCUUAGUAACAGCAUGUUCAGAUGGAACUCUUCGAUUUUGGAGGUGUGAUUUAACAACAAUAGAGCCAGUAUAUUCUGGACAAUCUUUGUCUCAUACCAGUCACAGUGAACUAAAUAUGAGUACUGUUAGCUUUGAAUAUACAAUGGAAGAAUUUUGUCUUUCCAAGAAACCCUCCAUUUCUACCUUCACAAGGUCAGAGGCUACUGAUAUCAGCUAUAAUUGGUGUGAAUGGAAAAUGAUGACACAAGCUGAUGAUUCCAGUGCAGUGUAUAUACCAGGUAAACCAAUAGCAGUAAGCUGUGCCUACAGUGGUAGAUUGGCUAUAGCCUAUAGAAUGGGAAGUGUCAAAACCAACACCGACAAGUCCAAAGGAAAAAUUGUCAACUUGUAUGUGGCAAUAUAUGAAUGUGAAUCCACAGGUGGAUCAGAAUGGCUUUUAGAAGAUACAAUAGAGCUUAAGAACAUUAGUGUUCCAGAAAAUAAUCCUGAAAUAGAUUUAAACUGCAUCUAUACUCCAAACAGUCCUCCUGCAACCACCCUUGAAGUUAAGGAAGAGGACCAGAAUAAAGGAAUGUCCCCUUCUGCUUCACUUGUCAAUAUGAAUCGGUUAACACAUGUUCCUAGCAUGAGUACUAUAUUCAGUGUUAAAAAGACAUUAUCCGCACAAUGUAAUAACCAUGGUAUCCUUCAACAGAAACAACUUGUACAGUUAGACUGGGUCUCAACUGAAGAUGGAUCACACAUACUCACAGUGGGGGUUGGUUCUAAAAUUCUCAUGUAUGGACAAGUGUCAAAUGAUAUAGUUCAAUCAUGUCAGAAAGCUAAACAGAGAGAAAAGAAACAAGAUGGUGGAGUUAAAUCUAGUCACGGUUUCAUGGAUGCCUCAUAUCGACGGCAGAACUUUGUAAAGUCCAAAUCUAUAAUGAUUACUAAUAUACACGAGGAUAUACAAUGGAUGAAAUUACGAUCAAUAGAACUUACAACAGCAGAUGGAUUACCUCCCCUGCCUAUGCAUUUGUCAUGGGUACGAGGAGGUAUUCUGGUUGUGGGCAUGGACAAUGAAAUGCAUGUGUAUUCCCAAUGGAGGAAUUCGGCUAAGAAUACUGAUGUAAGUGAAGCUGAUUUUGAUAAGAGGACACUUGAUGAUGCUAGUUUGACAGUUUAUAGUCUAAAUAGUUUGCAAUCCUCAAAAUCUGUUGCUAAGCUAAAGCCAUCUUAUUCCAUGCCAAGUUUUAAACAUCUUAACAAUCUGUCUCGUAAAAAUUCUGAUUCAAACUUAUCUAAAUUUAAUCUGAGUAAAUCUAAAAGUGAAAGUACAACUAGUCUCUCUGUGAUACAAGAAUUUGGUUUAUUUGAGGCAUAUCGUAUUGCUAAUCCUGUUUUACCACAAUACCAUCCUAAAUUACUUAUGGAACUAUUGAAUUCUGGGAAGACAAGACGAGUAAAAGCUAUUCUGUCUCAUCUAGUGCGCUGUAUUUCUGGUGGUGAUAUGUUAUGUUACCUUGAUUCGGAAGAGCAUGAUGAAAACCGUUUAACCAAACCGAGGACAGUUUCUGUCAGUGGUGGCAGUCCUGUAGAGGUACCAGUCAUUCAGGAAGAAACACAGUUAGACUACAAAGAGAUCUCGUCUAUCCCAGCUCUUCCUAUGUAUGCAUUGUUAGCUGCUGAUGAAGAUAACACUGUGGCCCAAGCUGAGAUGAUUAAUGCUCCUGCAACAAAUGUACCCAACCAAGAUUAUACUAAUUUGUUUGACACAAAUUUAAAUGAUGAAGAACUUAAUGUAGAUGUUUUUUCAACCAGUCCAGAGAAUGCUACCACGAGAAAAAGGAUUCCAUCAUCUUCACAAGGGUACCAGAAACCAACGUACUUUGGUGCUGGUCACUCACGAUUAUUAACCCAACACUUGACACAUACACAGUUACCAGGUCUGACAAGUUUGGACCAAAUGUACCUGUUAGCUCUGGCUGAUACUGUAGCUCAUACUAAAACAGACUUUGCUGACAGAUUCGAAGCUGAAAGUAAAUCAGAUCUGCAGACAGCUGGAACAGCAGAGAGUAUAGACGAUUGUGGCCUGAGAUUUCUUCUGGCUAUUAGACACCAUAUCUAUCUGAUUAGAACUCUACCACCAGUACAGAGAGCCAUGCUGCGUCAACAGGGACUUCGAUCAGCUAGUCUGGUUUGGGCAUACCAUUCAGAAUCAACAGAGGAGUUAUUGUCAUAUAUACCUAGUAUGCAGAAAGGAGAGCCAGUAUGGGCUGAACUGAAGGAAUUUGGAGCUGGUUGGUGGAUAAACAAUAUAAAUAUUUUGAAGAGAACUAUGGAAAAGGUAGCCAAAGCAGCAUUCCAAGCCAACAAGGAUCCUAUGGAUGCAGCUAUAUACUAUCUAGCCAUGAAGAAGAAAAGUGUCCUCUGGGGCUUAUAUAGGUCAUUGAGCAACAAGAAGAUGGUAGAAUUCUUCAAACAAGACUUUGAUCAGGACAGAUGGAGAAAAGCAGCAUUGAAAAAUGCAUUUGACCUACUUGGAAAACAAAGAUUUAGUCAUGCUGCUGCAUUCUUCUUGUUAGCUGGUUCUCUCAAUGAUGCCGUCGAGGUAUGCCUGAACAACAUGUAUGACAUCCAGUUAGCAUUAGUGAUUUGUCGAUUGAAUGGUGGGGAUGAUAUAUUACCAGACAGUGUUAAACAAAUUCUCUACACUCAGAUUCUCGGUUGUGAUAAAAAUGGUGAUAAUUAUGACGUUGAUAGAAUGCUUACUGAUCCAUUCCUCAGGAGCAUGUCAUUAUGGUCUAUGAAAGAUUUCAGAGGCUCACUAAACACUUUAUUACAAGAUGCAAGAAAACCAAGUAAACUUGUACGUAAUGCUGAUACAGAUAGUGUUAAUUCACUUCCUAGUGUGUUUAACUUUUACAAUUAUUUACGAACUCAUCCAUUACUGGUUAGACAGAGAAUGGCCAAUGCUGGAACUGAGAUGAGAAAAAAAAGUGUUAUUCCUGGAUUUACUCGACAACAGACUGUUGUCCUUGAUGACAGUUCUGUUGUUGUUGAUAAAGUAACUCCAUUAGAGAGACGUUUGUUUUUCACAACUGCUCAUACUCAUUAUAAAAAUGGCUGUCCAUUGCUAGCUCUAGAAGUCUUAUCAAAACUACCUCCAGUUAUAGAGAAUGCAUCCUCAAAAACCUUAAGGGAUUUUGCUCCAGUCUCUUCUUCUGCUGCCAUAGAAACAGGAACAAUAGACCCAUUUAUUCAAGAGAGUGAACCUAUUAAUAAAUCAGACAGUCUUGAUUGGGGUCAGCCUGUUACCAAUGGUUACAAGGAAACUAAGAGUAGUGUUGACUGGAGUACACCAAUAAGUAAAAAGGUUGAUAGUUCUGAUACUAUCGACUGGGGAGCACCUUCUCUCAAGUUUGACUUGGAGGAACCUAAAUUUAAUCUGAGUUUUAGUUCAGAAGAAUCUGAUUCAGAGUUAGAUUCUAAAGAACAGAAUGGGGAGGACAAAAUUAUAAAUGAUGUACCAUCUGUUGUGGUAGAGGAUAAGACUGAUUCUAAAGAUCAAGGGGUCAAAGGUCAUCAAAAGAUUGAUAUUUUUGCUCAACAGUAUGCUUUCAUUGCAUGUCUUAAAGUACUGAUGGAAGAAAUGCAGACUUUAGCCACUGGUUUUGAGGUGGAUGGUGGACAGUUGAGAUUUCAGUUGUACAUCUGGCUUGAAAAAGAAGUAGAAGUUCUACAGUUUCUUAGUAACUAUGGCAACAAAGAUAAAUCUGCCACUGAAAUUGUAUCACCUGUUACAUCAAAACCACCAGAGAGUCCUUCAGACUAUGGGUUUGAGGACCAGCCCUCACUAGAUAUACCAACCAGGCCAACAAGGUCUAUGUCUGUCAGAUCUGAUUCCUCAUACAAACCAACAUUGCAUGAGGUCAUCUUAGCAGAGAAGAUGGACUUCCAGUCCAAGUUAGAGAGAAUGGCAAACAGAAAACAGUGGUUAAAAACACACCAACAAUUGUUACGAACCCUUGCUAGUUAUUGUAUGUUACAAGGGGCUGGUGGAGGAGGAUUGGCCUCAGUUCAGAUGGAAUUACUGCUGCUAUUACAGGAAUUGCAACAAGAGAAAACACAACAGCAGUUGUUAUCUCCCUUGCCAUUCCCUACAACACUUCCUUUAUUGUCAGCAGCCAUUGCUAGUUCUAAAACUGUGAUAGCAGAUCCCAUACAGCACAUACAGUGUAUGACACAGGAUCUUCUGCAUUCCGUCAUAGAGAUAGUAGCUCCACCUGGUGCGGAUAGUGCAAUAAACACUAUAUUUACUAUGAGAAAUUUGAGUAUAGCAUUGUCAUCAUGUAUAUAUCAAUGUCUGUGUGAUUGUGAUAGUUUUGUUGUGUCGCUGAAGGAAAGUAAUGAUGCUAGUCUGGAAGGUUUUACUAGUCAUAAUUUUACCAGUAGUCAGGCAGGUCAUUUAAUGGCCGGAGUGCAGAAGUAUCGAAGACGAUCUAAUACAGGUGAUGAUAUCAUUAAUACCUCACCUGUAAAGUGGCCAGGUGUGACAUCUCUAAGAGUGCUGUUAGCCAGAGAAAAAGAUGAGGUAGCACCUAAGUUAAACAUCCUCCUAUGUGAGUCCAUGAUAGCUGUCUAUAUCAGCCUUCUAGUCAAUGCCCUGGCAGCAUAUGAUUGCCAUAUGUUGUACAGGCUGGUAGCACAUAGAUUCCACCAACAGUUAUGGGCAGCUUUGUUUGGGGGAGGAGUUAAAACAGCUCUAAAACUGUCGUCAGGGACACCAUUACCUCAGGAUGAUGAACUGUCAAGACAGAGACGGAGGUUACAUAAUAAAGUACUGGGUCCACAUGUGCCAACAAAGGAAAAGACAACAUUCAAAGAAACUUUUCUACCACCAGAACUCAGUAUGAUCACAUUCUUCAUGACAAAGCCAUUUACAACAGGAUCUGGUUAUGGAGAAUUUAACUAUGAUUCAGAAGAGUCUUUGUCAUCAGAAGAGGAAGAUUUUGACAAUGAUGACGAGGAAAAUGAAGAUGAUGAUACAUCAAUGAGACCUGAUACACUAAAUUUUUCAGCUGUGCAACAACAUACCGAUCCAAAUUCAUAUUCAUGGUGCUUAAUAAGAUAUACAAUUGUUAAAUUGGUGCUAAACAACCUGUUAUCAUUCCUUCCAGUGAUUGGUAUAGAAUUACCAGAAUUACCAGUGUGUUCACCAUUAAUGCAUGCUGUAUUUAAAACAUUAGAACAGUGGUUAGAAAUGCUGCUGAGUAAAUUAGACAUGUUUUCUGGUCCUCCAGAUGAGUUUUUGUCAUCCACUGCAUUAGACACAGUCCAGGGACAGCCACAUUCCAAGUACCAAGCUCUACUUAAUACCAACAAUACACCAUUUAUUGAUAAUAAUUCAACAUUAGCUAUUAAAAGGUUAUGGUUCCAUUUAAUAAGACAAGAAUGUUUGAAAGAAAUAUUUCUCAGAUAUGUGUUUGGUAAACGAAAAAUUCAGCACCAUGAUUCAAAAGGAGAACAAAGUCUACAAAGCGAUUCAUUAGACAGCAGAAUAAAAGAACCAAUGAAAAUAAUCCACAAAGAACAAGAUAUUAUAACAGCCUUUGCGAUCAAUCAGGGUCACAACAUGGAGAAUUUCAUCCAUUUUGAAAUAGAAGAUUUGAAAACAGCUAAUUCCAAUUGUCUAGCAUUAUCUACACAAAAAGAAAUCAUAGAGUUGGACGUUGGUCCAGUGAUUAACCCACCAGUCUGGUUAGAAGAUGAAAAUGAGAUGGAUAUUGAACAAUUUAAAAAUCCAGAUCAGGGUACAACUGGAGAGAUUGUAGACUUCUAUGUAGUCCAGACUCAUUCAGAUGGUCAGUCUCAAGGAAACUCAAGUCCUCAAACAGGAGCAUCAACUCCUACAUCGGGUGUUCAGUCAACCAUGACAGGGAGAUCAACAAACAUGGGUAAAAGUAUACACAUACCAGGGAUAACCAAUCCACAUUUCUCUCAAAAAAUUUUGGACCGAAGUCGUCGUCUGCUUAAAACGAUUCUGAGAAGACCUGUAGCAGGUGUACGAAGGAUAGGAUCUCAUCCAAAUCUACCUCACUAUCUAACAGGCAGUACAGAUGGGAGUGUUAGAUUGUAUGAAUGGGGUCAUAUUCAGCCAUUAGCCAUGCUUAGACAGCCAGGAACUUUCCCUAAAGUCACUAAAGUUAUGUUUAGCAGUCAAGGAAACAAGUGUUGUGUAAGUGACAGCGAAGGAGAUGUAUGCCUCUGGCAGGUUGGACUUGGAAGUAACUUUAACAAGCCAAUCAUGAGCUUGAAGUGCCACAACAAAACAACAAGUGAUGUGGCCUUUGUUGGAUCUUCCAGUUUGAUAGCCACUGGUGGCCACUCAUCUGAGAGUAGGAAUGUGUGUCUAUGGGAUACACUGUUACCACCAAGAAGUUCUUGUGUCCAUGCUUUCACUUGUCAUGAACAUGGCUGUCCUGCCCUUGUAUAUGCACCUCAUCACCAACUGCUGAUCAGUGGUGGAAGGAAAGGAGAGAUUUGUAUCUUUGAUAUUCGUCAACGACAGUUACGCCAUACAUUCCAGGCCCAUGAUGCAUCAAUAAGAUGUCUAGCAAUAGAUUUAGAAGAGGAUUACUUUGUGACAGGGUCAUCAGAGGGAGAUGUCAAAGUAAGUAAUCGAGGGGGUGGAGUUAGGUUUUAUCUUUGUGACAGGGUCAUCAGAGGGAGAUGUUAAAGUAAGUAACAAAGGGGUGGAGUUUGGUUUAACUUGUGACAGGGUCAUCAGAGGGAGAUGUCAAAGUAAGUAACCAAGGGGAUGGAGUUUGGUUUAACUUUGUGACAGGGUCAUCAGAGGUAGAUGUCAAAGUAAGUAACCAAGGGGGUGGAGUUUGGUUUAACUUUGUGACAGGGUCAUCAGAGGGAGAUGUCAAAGUAAGUAACCAAGGGGAUGGAGUUUGGUUUAACUUUGUGACAGGGUCAUCAGAGGGAGAUGUCAAAGUAAGUAACCAAGGGGAUGGAGUUUGGUUUAACUUUGUGACAGGGUCAUCAGAGGGAGAUGUCAAAGUAAGUAACCAAGGGGAUGGAGUUUGGUUUAACUUUGUGACAGGGUCAUCAGAGGUAGAUGUCAAAGUAAGUAACCAAGGGGGUGGAGUUUGGUUUAACUUUGUGACAGGGUCAUCAGAGGUAGAUGUCAAAGUAAGUAACCAAGGGGAUGGAGUUUGGUUUAACUUUGUGACAGGGUCAUCAGAGGGAGAUGUCAAAGUAAGUAACCAAGGGGGUGGAGUUUUGUUUAUCUUUGUGACAGGGUCAUCAGAGGGAGAUGUCAAAGUAAGUAACAAAGGGGUGGAGUUUGGUUUAACUUUGUGACAGGGUCAUCAGAGGUAGUUGUCAAAGUAAGUAACCAAGGGGUUGGAGUUUUGUUUAUCUUUGUGACAGGGUCACCAGAGGUAGAUGUCAAAGUAAGUAACCAAGGGGGUGGAGUUUUGUUUAUCUUUGUGACAGGGUCACCAGAGGGAGAUGUCAAAGUAAGUAACCAAGGGGGUGGAGUUUUGUUUAUCUUUGUGACAGGGUCACCAGAGGGAGAUGUCAAAAUUUGGGCAUUAGAUGCACAUCAAUUGAUUUUAUCAUUCCAAGGAGAACAUAGCAAAAGUACAUUCUUCAGAAACAUGGGGUCAGCAUCAGGAGUGACGCAGGUGGCUGUUAGUCCAGGACAUCAUCUCUUCUCAUGUGGUGUUGAUGGAUCAAUGAAGUUUAGAGCCCUUCCAGAAAGAGAUUCCAUUGUUAGAUAUUGGACAUCUUAGCAUAUAAUAGAUCACUGAUAUUCAGAGCUUUCUAGUCUUCAGUAUAUAUACUGAAUAUAUUUGCUUAUCUUCAUCAAACAAGACUUCAUAAUAAGAAAUAUGCAUUGUGGCAUAUCUUUAGAAGCUUCUCAAUUUUUCAGGCAUAAUACAAAUUAAAACUAUUUCUGACUUUCUUAUGGAAAUGACCCAAGGUUCGCACCUUUUUGACUUAACAUCACAAUUGUGUAAUUCAUAAUUUGAAAGACUAUCUGAAUAUUUAUUAGACCUAAAUGGUGUACAUGUAUAUUUAGAGCAUUUUGUAAUCAAAAACCAAACAUUGCUGUUUAAAUGUCCCAGUAAAAUAUUUAAAUUAUGAGAACAAUUAGAUGUCAAAGAUAAUACUUAUUGAUUGUGUGGCUCUUAGCAUCACCUAAGCAUAUGAUGGCAAUAGUGUCCUUGCAGACCAUAGGUGUUUUCCAAAAACAUAUAUUUACUCUGCCUUCUAGAGGAAGCCAGGGAUUGGUUUUGAAUGGUAGCCCGGAAAACAAAAAGUUUAUUAGUCCCCUAUCGACGAAGUCGAAGGGGACUUUAGGUUUGCACUCCAUCUGUCUGUCCGUCUGUUCAUCUGUCCGUCUGUCCAUCCGUCAGUCCGGUAAAUCAGCUUUCCACACUUUUUUUCUUCGUUCUUGAAGAUAUUGAUUUGAUAUGUGGUAUAUAGUUUUAUCAUGACAAGUUAUAGAUCAAGUUCGAAUUUUGUUUCGUUUUGAUGAUUUAGUCCAGAGUUAUGGACCAUAACUCUGGACCAUAUCUAAUGUAAGAGUACUAUGUUAAACCAUAUUUCUGUACAAAGGGAGAUAACUCAUUUUUUUAAAGACAUUCUCUGUUUAAUUACUUGAAGAAUUUUUUGGCAGGUUUGUUUGUUAUUUAUUAUAAACUAAUUUUCUGAAUGCUAUAUAUAUAAAACAAAAUUAUGAAGAGAAAUCCUUUAAUUAGAUAAUAAUCUAUUUUUAUUAAUGUAUAUAUUUCAAUACAUUACAUUGUGUAGAUAAAAGUUGUUGACAUUUUAUAGAUAAGUUACAAAUCUAUAUUAUUUGUGACAAAUGAAAGAAAAAAUAUUUGGAACUAUUAAUUAUAUUUGAUUAUAAUUUGAAAAUAGAUAUACACUGUAUUACAUCAUAUCUAAUUUUAGAGAACUAUUAAUCAUAUCUAAUGUUUUUUUCACUCAUAUAAUCAGUUUUCCACACUGUUUUUAGUCAUGCUUGAAGAUAUUGACAUGAUAUUUACUUUUUGUUUACACCAUGACAAGUUAUAGAACAAGUUAGCAUUUUGUUCCAGUAAAAUGAAUUUUUACCUGGUAGGGGACUAUGUAUUGCCAUGCAAUACUCUCAGAAUGCUUGUUGAAAAUACUCUGUACUGGUAUAUCUAUCUCCCAUUCUGUCCAUGAGUCAUGUUCCAAUGUCGUGAAAGAGAGAAGAUACUUCUUGAUGGUGAAUUAGAGGGUACCAGUUUUCAUUCAGGUUACUUCUAUUCUUUUAUAUUGACUCUCAAUAAGACAGGCCUAGGAUUUAAUGGACAAAUGUCACUGUUGUGAACGUUCAAAUUCAACUCUGACAGUAAAUACUAUAUAUAUCAUUUCUAAACUUCGCACAAUGAGGAAAAAACUAUAGGUGAUGUGAUUAUUAAUAUGUACUUAUUACUGUUACUGUUAUUAUUACGGAUUUGCUUGAUCUUUUGUUCUAUAAAUGUUAAAUAUAAUUUUAUGUAAAGGAUAAAAUCGAAAAUCUUUUGUUGGCAUUGUAACAAGUCCUUUUUAACAAUUGCGUGUGGAGAAAUCAAAGGUUUAAUAUAGCUGGAACCAUUACCCCACGGUACAGAAAGAGUAUAUAUAGCUAUUAUAAUGUCGAUAUUAUGAUAUACACGUAAUUAUGAUAACUAUUAUAUUUGUAUGUAUCAGAAAAUUUUGAAUUAAUGCAUUGUGUAUGUGUUGUCCUAUAUAGCUACUUUGAAACAUUUAAAAUAAAUUCUUCAACAAUGGUUAGAUGCAGUAUGGUUUCAAUAGAUCAGUUCUUCAAAUGAAUCAAUGAAAUUAAUUACAUUUCUGUCCUUCCCUACAUCAAUUCUUGCAUGAAUAAGCAGCUUUCCCAAAAACCUUGUAAAUAGAGCCAUGGUUUACAGGUUGGGAGUGGAAGAUAAAAUUGUACAGAAGUGUAAAUAUUGUUUUAAUUUAUUUCAUUGUCAUUUUAUGUAUGAAUGACUUAUGUUGUAUUAUUGUUUGAAAGGGUAACUUAGUACAUGAUAUUAAAUAUCAUUUUUUGAAUCUACUGUCUUUAGAAUGACUGUGUGAUAAUUUGUUCAAUAUAAAUCUUUUAAAUUCAAAAAAUUUUAAUUCAGAUUUGAAAUGUUUCCAAUAUAUUUAUAUUAUAUGUGUUUAUUGUCAAAUUCGUUGUGAGAAAAUUCUCAAAUUUCAUAUUUGUAUUAAUGAGUUACCCAUUCUUUACUUGCAUAUAUAACAGCAAAUUUAUUCUGAUGCAUUAACAAGUUACCCAUGCUGAACUAUAUAUAUCAGAAAGUUUAUUCUGAUACAUUAACAAGUUACCCAUUCUGAACUAUAUAUAUCAGCAGGUUUAUUCUGAUGCAUUAACAAGUUACCCAUGCUGAACUAUAUAUAUCAGCAGGUUUAUUCUGAUGCAUUAACAAGUUACCCAUGCUGAACUAUAUAUAUCAGCAGGUUUAUUCUGAUGCAUUAACAAGUUACCCAUGCUGAACUAUAUAUAACAGCAAGUUUAUCAUGUGGUCAUCAUAUAACUAGUAAUUUGUACUGAAAAAUAAACUUUAUUAAACAAGAAAGAGGGAUAACUAAAUAAAUACAUACGGUUUUGGUUAUUGCAUAAAUAUUGGUGCAUAUUGUCCUAAGUAAAGUAUUCUAUUUCAGUAAGUGACAAGUGCAGUCAAUUUUUGACCAGUGAUAUUAUUUACCAAAAUUCAUCCAAUAACCCUUUUAUUGUAUGGAAAAACUUUAAAAUGGCAUGAUGAUUACGAAGAUGUCAACUCUUAAUAUAAAAUGUGAUGUUUUACUGCAUGCAAUAACAGUGAUAAUUGCAGCCGAACUUAUGUUCUACAGGGAUUUAAGUUUGCUCUACAAUAAUAUCUCCAAAUCUAUAAAUGUAUCCAGUAUUUUGUGCAAAGCUAAAAGUAUUUCAUACCUCUAAAAUUAAAACCUGCUUUAUCGCUCUAGAUUUGAACAAUAGUUUCCAUAACCUUAGUCAUAAGAAAAUCCAACUUUAUAUCUACAUUUGUGAUAUCUGUUGUGUUGGUGAUAAACCUAUUUGUUAUGUCCAUGCUGUUCUUACAUAGCUGUUUUUCCAUGCUAUCAUAUAGCUCUCCAUAAGGUUAUUACAUAGCUGUUUUUCCAUGCUAUCAUAUAGCUCUCCAUAAGGUUAUUACAUAGCUGUAUAUUCAUACUGUUAUAUAUUAGAUUUGUUUUGUUUUGUCCUUGCUGUUAUUGUGUAUCUGUGUUAGAUUUUAAAAGGAAUUCCAUAACUUAUAGAAAUAAUUGAUUUAUCUUGAUGGAUUAGUGCACAAAUAUAUGUAGUGAUAUUUUAUUGAAUGUGUAUGAAUAUAAUUUAAUUUAAUUUAAAAUUCAGCAAUAAAAUGAAAACUUGA